AUGGAAUUACAGUGCAGAAAAACCUGGAUAUUGAAAAGGAGAAUUGGGAAUAAAUGUGAAAUCUACAAUACGCAGGAUGUGCGAGAAGGAGACGCUUGGAGUGGUGAAAAAGGCAAAGAAGAUGGAGUUUUGAAGCUAAAGACAGUGAAAAUGGCGGCCUUUGCUGAGUGUUCAUCUGCAUUGUCUUCGGUGAAUUCAACUGCCCAGCUUUCAGAUUCUGGAAACCUUAUCCUGCGAGACGAGUCCAAUGGAAAUAUAAUAUGGGAGAGUUUUGAUCACCCUUCUGAUUCUAUGUUGCAGGAGAUGAAAAUUAGUAUCAACAGGUUUACAGAUAAGGAGACUCAGCUGACCUCAUGGAAAGGCCCUACAGAUCCAUCCACUAGAAAGUUCACUUCUGGCAUCAAUCCUCUGAAUAUUCCAGAAAUUUAUAUAUGGAAUGGUAGUCAUCCAUACUGGCACAGUGGUCCAUGGAAUGGCCAAUCUUUUAUUGGCAUACCUGCAAUGGUUUCUUGUGAGAGAAACAACACUGGUGGUGGAAAGGGUAAAGAAGACGGGUUUCUAAAGCUAAAGACAGUGGAAGUGUCGGCCUUGGCUGAGUUGGUUUUUGCUGCUGAAGACAACUGCAAAAGCCAGUGCUUGAAUAAUUGUUCUUGUAUAGCAUAUGCGUAA
This is a messenger RNA of Cornus florida, 669 nucleotides long. RefSeq names its product G-type lectin S-receptor-like serine/threonine-protein kinase At1g11330. The record is from RefSeq and is a predicted model, not a curated record. NCBI's taxonomy places the organism in Eukaryota, Viridiplantae, Streptophyta, Magnoliopsida, Cornales, Cornaceae. Bases 1 to 669 code for a protein of 222 amino acids. The transcript has 3 exons.